Molecule: messenger RNA, 5125 nt
Organism: Pseudopipra pipra
Lineage: Eukaryota; Metazoa; Chordata; Aves; Passeriformes; Pipridae
Gene: RNF111
Product: ring finger protein 111
Exons: 16
Coding region: 478-3459 (993 amino acids)
Biological process (GO): ubiquitin-dependent protein catabolic process
Molecular function (GO): ubiquitin protein ligase activity
Source: RefSeq, a predicted model, not a curated record
CACCGCGGGGGCGCGGGGCAGCGCCGGGCAGCGCCGCGGGGGCCGCUCCGCCCGCUCGGCCCUGCGCAGCGCGCCGGCGGCACCCGCCCCUUCCCCCGCGGCCUCGCUGUCUCAGCGCCUCGCUGACGCACAAAGCGGUGCCUUCACCGCGGGCGGCCGCGGCUCUCGGGGGGUUGUCACGGAGCUGUCACGGAUUUUCCCCGCGCGGAAAUGGGUUUUUAUUGCUGUGCGGAGCAGGGGUGGUUAUGACGUCAUUUGUUUUGUUGGCGAAGUUGAUGUUCCUUUAACCCGUGUUAAAAAAUCCCUCGUUGUCAGGUGUUUUGUGCCUGGCAAACAAGGGAGCCGCGUCCAUUCAGAGGUGUGGGCCGGAAUUCCAGAGAUUGGUGAGCUCUUCAUUCUGGUUCAGUGAAUAAACAUUCCUUCUAGAAGGGCACAGGAGGUGUUUCUUCAAACAAGUGGCCUUCCUUAAAUCUUUCCAUGUCUGAAUGGACUCCUGAAUGUAAUAUAGUUUAUACUCCAGAAGCGGAUAUGAAGAGUGAAGUUCCUUCUGAUGCACCAAAGAGACAGGAGAGUCUGAAGGGGAUCCUCUUGAACCCUGAGCCUAUUGGGGCGGCCAAAAGCUUCACUGCAGAAGUUGAGAUGAUUGCCAGUAAAGUAGGGAAUGAGUUCUCCCACUUAUGUGGUGACUCUCAAAAGCAGAAGGACAUGAAUGGCAACCAUACAGACCAAGAAAAAAGUAUCGUGGUGCGAAAAAAACGCAAGAGCCAGCAGGCUGGUCCUUCGUACACUCAGAACUGUCCUGAUAAGGAGAACAAAGGAAUCUUGGGAUUGAGACAGCAUCUAGAAACACAGAGUGAGGACAAUGACUCUUCUUUUAGUGACUGUAUCUCUUCACCUUCCUCUAGCUUACACUUUGGAGACUCUGACACAGUAACAUCUGAUGAAGAGAAGGAUGCUCCCGUCAGACACCCUCAGGCAGUGCUGAAUCCUGCGAGCAGAACUCACAGUGCCAGGUCACACAAGUGGCCUCGCACUGAGGCAGACUCUGUACCCGGGUUACUCAUGAAAAGGCCCUGCUUUCACAACAGCUCUUUAAGAAGGCUCCCAUAUAGGAAAAGAGUUGUGAAAACAGGUUCGUCCCAGCGGACCCAGAACCAAAAAGAGCGGAUUUUGAUGCAGAGGAAGAAGCGGGAGGUGCUGGCUCGCAGGAAGUACGCGCUGCUGCCCAGCUCCAGCAGCUCCAGCGAGAACGAUCUCAGCAGUGAAUCUUCCUCCAGUUCAUCCACUGAAGGGGAGGAAGACUUAUUUGUGUCACCUGGUGAAAACCACCAGAACAGUACGGCUGUUCCUUCAGGAAGUAUUGAUGAAGAUGUUGUGGUGAUUGAAGCAUCCUCCACUCCCCAGGUCACUGCUAACGAAGAAAUAAAUGUUACCUCAACAGACAGUGAAGUGGAGAUUGUCACAGUUGGUGAAAACUACAGGUCUCGUUCUGCACUUGGACACACAAGAUCCCACUGGGGACAGAGCUCUGGCUCUCACGCUCCACGAGCUCCGGAGCAGCGGAACCGCAGCAGGAUCUCCACGGUCAUCCAGCCCCUGAGGCAGAAUGCGGCCGAGGUCGUGGACCUCACGGUGGAUGAGGAUGAGCCGACAGUUGUGCCAACCACGUCAGCUCGAGUGGAGCCGCAGGUCGUGAGUUCUGCUUCCAGUACCAGUACCAGUACCUCUACCUCAGAGCAGGCCUCUGAUGCAGCUCCCACCAUCUCCACCAGCCAGCCCUCUGCAGCUCCAGAGACGACUCCCAGUCUUCCCAGUGGCAGCACUGCUGGUACUUCAGCUGGAGAUGACAUAAGAAGAACUGCAUCUAAUACAACACUGGAAACCGGCCCUCCGGCCAUGCCGAGGUUACCAUCCUGCUGCCCUCAGCAUUCUCCUUGUGGAGGACCUUCACAGACUCAUCACGCCUUGGGGCACCCACAUACGAGCUGCUUUCAGCAGCAUGGCCACCACUUCCAGCAUCACCACCACCACCACCACAACCCUCACCCAGCUGUUCCGCUCUCCCCUUCGUUCAGUGACUCCAGCUGCCCUGUGGAAAGGCCUCCCCCCGUGCCUGCCCCGUGUGGAGCAAGCAGCAGUUCUGGCACCACGUACCACGACCAGCAGGCACUGCCAGUGGACUUAAGCAGCAGUGGUAUAAGAAGUCAUGGAAGUGGUGCUUUCCAUGGAACGUCUGCUUUUGAUCCCUGCUGUCCUGGUUCUUCAUCCCGAACGACAAUCUACGGGCACCAGGCUGGGGCUGGGCCGAGCCAGUCCCUGACCAUAGACGGAUAUGGAUCGAGCAUCGUUGCUCAGCCACAGCCCCAACCUCCUCCUCAGGCAUCGCUCUCCUCCUGUCGCCAUUACAUGCACUCUCCUUAUGCUUCCUUGACCAGACCUCUUCACCAUCAAGCUUCUGCAUGUCCUCACUCUCAUGGAAAUCCUCCUCCACAGCCACAACCUCCACCUCAAGUAGAUUAUGUUAUCCCUCAUCCAGUGCAUCCCUUCCAUCCUUCAAUCUCCUCUCAUGCAUCUUCUCAUCCUGUUCCACCUCCACCACCAACUCAUCCUUUAGCCAAUGCAGCUGCUCCGAUCCCACAGCAUCUUCCUGCAACACACCAGCCUAUAUCCCAUCACAUCCCUGCAACAGCACCUCCGGCACAGAGGCUACAUCCUCACGAGGUGAUCCAGAGGAUGGAGGUCCAGAGAAGAAGGAUGAUGCAACACCCAACACGUGCUCAUGAGCGGCCUCCUCCACAUCCUCACAGAAUGCAUCCCAACUACGGGCAUGGGCAUCACAUUCAUGUGCCUCAGACUAUGUCUUCCCAUCCUCGACAAGCUCCAGAGAGAUCUGCCUGGGAACUAGGAAUUGAAGCUGGUGUGACUGCAGCUACUUACCCUCCAGGGCCUUUGCAUCCUCACUUGGCCCACUACCACGCACCUCCUCGACUGCAUCACUUGCAAAUAGGGGCACUCCCUCUAAUGGUACCAGACAUGGCGGGCUACCCUCACAUCCGUUACAUUUCAUCGGGAUUGGAUGGAACAUCAUUCAGAGGCCCUUUCAGGGGCAAUUUUGAGGAGCUGAUUCACUUGGAGGAACGAUUAGGCAACGUUAAUCGUGGAGCAACACAGGGAACUAUAGAAAGAUGCACAUAUCCACAUAAAUACAAAAAGGUAACAACUGAUUGGUUCUCACAGAGGAAACUGCACUGCAAACAAGAUGCAGAGGAAGGAACAGAAGAAGACACAGAGGAAAAGUGUACCAUCUGUUUGUCUAUAUUGGAGGAAGGUGAAGAUGUCAGGCGCCUUCCGUGUAUGCACCUUUUCCACCAAGUCUGUGUAGAUCAGUGGUUGAUUACUAACAAGAAGUGCCCCAUUUGCAGAGUGGACAUUGAGGCUCAGCUGCCCAGUGAAAGUUGACACUGCUUUCCAGAACUCUUGUCCUCCCGCUCGCUCCCUCUCAUCCCUCCUGGUACUGCAGUCAACCAAAGAUGGCAUGACUUACCUGCGCAGAUGUGGAACAUUGAACCUUAGAGUGCUGGCUCUGCUACAUGGUACAACUAAUGCUAGACCUACAGUUUAUUGUAGAAGACAGUUGAGUUUCAGUGUAUUUAUAAUUUUUUUUAAAUUUAUUUUUUUUUUUUAGGUUUUACAUUUUUUUUCUUUCAAUUCAUUACUGUAUUUUUGCAUGGUUCCUUGUAUUGCAUUUGUUUGCACAUAUUAUGGGCUUUGUGACCCCAAACUUGCAGGCAAGAUUAGCUGCUUUAGUAAGUAGAGUUGUGUGGUCUCUUUCUUUUGGUUUGUUUUAUGUAGUAUCAAGCUUUGAAAGUAUGAUUUCACUCAUUACUAACCUCGAAUUCCUUAAUUUAAUCAAUCAUAUAUUUUAGUUUAAAUGUAUAAAGAUCAUCUAGAAAAGGAUAAUAUUAUGUAUUGAGACAUUCCUUAAUUAGGAAAAAAUGGCUGCUGUAUAUUUACAAUAUCAGUUCUGAGUCAAAUAACAUCCUUAAUACUGGGAACAGAAUAUGGACUAUAUUCAGUUUGACUGAUACAUAUAGCAUACUCAUCACCAGAGUUUUUGUCUGAUCAGAUUUUUGUGUUUGUUUUUAAAAUUUCAGCACAAUGCAGAUAUAUUUGAAUGUCAAUAUUAAACAUUUAGACUGCUGUUCAGAUUGUAUUUAUCAUUUUCUUCUAUGUCUAGAAAUUUGAAUCCCUAACUUAAAUAUAUGCUGCUGUGAAACAGCUCUAGUGAACACUAAAUGUUGAUUUCAGUUAGCUGGAUUGUAGAUACUUGCAGAUUGAAAGACUUAUUAGGGAAAUGGAAAAGAAGCUUAGAAUCUGUUUGGUCUUCUGCUAACUUAAGUUGAAGUAUCUGCGCACAUUGAGGGUUGUUUUUUUUUCCUUUUGUUUUUGUUUUUUUUUUUCCUUUUUGUUGUUGUUGCUGUUUGGGUUUUGUUGUUGGUUUGUGGUUUUUUUUAAUAUAAAACCAUUCAGUAAGGACUUAAAGCUGCAGGGUUUUUGUUUGGGUUUAUAUACAUGCAUUCAUAGAAUUUCUAAGGAUUCCAGGCGUGUCUUGGGAUUUUUAUUAGAUUUAAAGUUAAUAAAGUUAGCUAAAUCCACUUGUCUCUUGUUUUUAUUUUUCAUUAGUAAAUUGAAAGCCUGUAAAUUUCUGUAGAAACUGAGACACAAAUUAUGUGGUUACCUAGUUUUUGCCUUGAUCAUAGAUUCCCUCUUUAUAAAUUACCAACAGUCCAUCACUGAUUGAAGUAUUUUCUAUAGUUAAGAUUUGCUGCAUAAUAUAGUAUAUAGAAUUAAGUUAUAAUGUACUAACGUUUUGCCUUUGGAGGAGGUUUUAAUCCACUUCAGGAUCCAAGUUGCUCAUCAACAUUCUUUCACAUAUAAUAGAUUAUAGUUUAUUUAAAUGUGCUCAACAUUGCAAAAUGCAAAUGUGCAGAAACAUUGGGACAGUAUUUACUGUCACUUUGGAAAAGCUGUUCCUCGGGGAUCAUAGAUGAACAUGUCAAUUAGCUUGCAUUAAGCCACCUGCUUUGUAAGUGGAUUGAAUAAUAAAUACCUUCGGUUUCUCUUG